This is a messenger RNA of Lathyrus oleraceus (garden pea), 857 nucleotides long. RefSeq lists its product as uncharacterized. The record is from RefSeq and is a predicted model, not a curated record. NCBI's taxonomy places the organism in Eukaryota, Viridiplantae, Streptophyta, Magnoliopsida, Fabales, Fabaceae. Bases 1 to 579 code for a protein of 192 amino acids. The transcript is spliced from 2 exons.
AUGUCAUUAAUUUACACAAAUCUGAUACAUCCUUGGCCACACUUUUCAACACUGUUGGAAGAGUUGUUCAAAACAUUGUUCAGGAAUAGUUUGUGCUUACCUACAAAGUCAUCACACCAGAUGGAUGAGAAAUGCAACCACACAGUGCCUAACCUCAUUCUCUUGAAAAUGGAGAGUCAUAUCGGGUCACCGGUUAUUCACCUGCCACCGCCGUCUCUUCGCCCGCUCUGUGCACCUCAGCUAGCACUAGUAAGCUAUGCUUGCGGAAUGUUACCUUUCACUCCAGGAUCACAUCCUUCUCCAAUGCUGCCUCCACCCUCUCCUUCACCCCCGGCCGAGGACGAAGGUCACCAUGACGAGGGACACCAGAGUCACCACCAUAGACAUGGACACAGACACGGACAUCACAGAACCUCGCAAGAAGAUAACUGUUGCCGGUGGGCUAGAGAGAUAGACAGCCGAUGUGUGUGUGAGGUUCUAGUUAAGUUGCCUGUUUUCCUCACAAGACCUUUGCAUGAAUACACAGUGGUGAUUGGAGAAUCUUGUACGGUCACUUACUCAUGUGGGGGACCAAUAUGAUGGGACAAAACAAAAUUACAAAAUGGUGAUGCCACCAAAAAAGUGUAGUAGUGGAAAAGAAUUGUGUGUUUGAUGUUAUUGGGUGAAGUCGUGGUUAUCUUUUCUUAUUCCUAGCCUUGUUAUUAGCUAGCUGUGUUGUUCAUUGUUUGACUUUCCAAUUUUUUUUAUAUAAAAACUAUGUUUAGUGUAUUAGACGCCAGAAUGACCCGAACCGGAUUAGUUGGUUCAGUGAAAACAAACAAACUAUGUACUCUUUGAAAUUCAUAUUUAUUAUGGAG